AUGAAGCUCUCAACUUGCGUGACAGCAUUAAUUGUUGGCUGCGGAACUUCGAGUGCUUGGACUUUCAAUGUGUCGGAGGUGGCACCUCCUGAAGACAUCCUUGGCGAGCAUCAAACUCUCCAGCGCACCUGGGUAGUUUCUAGCUUCACUCAAUUGGAGCAGCUAUACCUGGCUGUGCCUGGCCCCGUUUUUGUGGAGUUGGACCCGUCUCUUCUUCCACCGUCGGAAGCUCCAAUGAAGGUGCCAAGUACUGAUACACCGGGUGUUGUUCCCGGUGUGACCCCUGGUGUCGUGCCUGGCACGGUCCCUGGAGUCAUUCCUGGAUUUGUACCUGGCGCGACGACUGUUGGAUCUAGCGCCGGCUCAGAGUGGAGGGAUAGCAGUAUGGCGGUCGCAACUAUCGAAAUACCGACCUCGAUGCUGCGCAAACAUCGCCAUCAAGAUGAGAAGAGUGAGGAGGCAGUCGUGGCCAAGAUCGUAGUUUCAGGCAACUCAUCGGAUUUGCUUAAUAUGUUUCAAGCCGCACCUUUGCAUCCUCGCCGAGACGACAGUCUUAAGCUUCAUUUGAUGAAUGAGGAUGCAUCAGGCGAAGGGUAUGUGCAGACAACGAUCUAUUUGUUCAAAAAAAAUUCAGUGCGCCGUGUCACCUCAGCCUUUUCAGGCGACGUCGUUCUAAAUGGUGAUACGAUAGCGCUGGACGACUCCGAAGCUGACAUCAAGUUUGCGUGCGUGGGCGACGGUAAUUUGUAUUUGCAAUCCGAUUCGAAUGCCACGAUCGGAUCAUUAGAAGUGGAAGUCACAGGCAGCGGUCGGGCCCAGCUGACGAUUCCUGAAGUCAUCCUUGAGAGCUUUUUUAACGUUGAAGUCGCAGGUAACGGUACGGUUGCCCUGUUGGCGGACACCUUCAGGGCCAACGAAGUGAAGACCACGGUAGCUGGGUCUGGUACUAUUGUGGUGGAGUCUAGCGACCUGACUUCACAAACGCUCAAGGCCUCAGUAUACGGAUCAGGAAUUUUUAGCUUUUCUACGUCGGGCUGUGUGACCAAGGAGACGCUAACGCUGUCAGGCUCAGGUCAGCUUCUUGUUGGUUCCAUCAUCGCACGGCAGGCAGACGUGGACGUGUGGGGCAAUGGGGAACUACUCGUACAGGUGACCGACAAGCUGACGGUGUCCACAUCGGUAUGGGGAAAAGUAGGCUACGUGAAUGCACCGCCGACUGACAUUAAGAUCAAGGGCUGGUGGUUCUGGCGCGAGGCUAGCUCUAUUGUCUACCCCUCAGCAGUAAACAAAGUUGCGAUCUUCGAAUCAGCAAUUGUUCCCGACAAGAAGCCAGUAUACUACUCCGUCGAAACUGCUGAGUCCGCGCUGUCCGAUGAUCCCGACUUUUCAAUUGUUGCGACUAAGCAAUCCAGCACAGUUGACAUGAUGUCGACGUCACUUUCGAGCAUACAGCAGGUCAGCGGAUCGAGCAGCCUAUUUUACGCGUUUAUCGGCGUUGGCGUGGUUGUUGUAAAUGUAGUGGCUGCGCGUUCAUGGGCGAUGCGCCGUGUGCACUGGCGCUACACUCCUCUGCUCUGA
Messenger RNA from Plasmopara halstedii, 1578 nucleotides. Its product is annotated as Protein of unknown function DUF2807. The transcript has a single exon. Lineage: Eukaryota; Oomycota; Peronosporomycetes; Peronosporales; Peronosporaceae. The coding region runs from base 1 to 1578 and encodes 525 amino acids. The record is from RefSeq and is a predicted model, not a curated record.